Messenger RNA from Acanthocheilonema viteae, 354 nucleotides. Lineage: Eukaryota; Metazoa; Nematoda; Chromadorea; Rhabditida; Onchocercidae. The record is from the annotation of a GenBank genome assembly.
AUGGAAAUAACGAAGUCGUUGCGAAAAUUAUUAUUGAGUACGCAAGGCGUGCAGCAUAUAUUCAUCACCGAUAAGGAAGGUAUACCGAUUAUCGGUGUGAAUGAGUCAGGCGAAGAAGAUUUGCGAAAUCGAAUGCAACUUAUCAAUAGUAAUCAGAUCACAUUGGAACAGAUACCCAAAUUAAAUCUUGGCGAACAAAAUUAUGAAUCGACAACUCUAGUAAUCCUCCAAAUUAGCUCGCUCUUUGCAAUCAUUAUUGCAAGUUCUGAAGUUUCCAUUGGUACACUACGAAACCUCAGGCAUCCACUCAAACCGAUUAUUACCGAAAUUGCAAGCGCAGCUGGGUUAUAUUGA